AUGAAUCUUUCAGAUCCAUCUGAUGAGGACAGUAGCAGUGAUGAGAGUCCAAGACCGGCAAAACGUGUCAGAACUGACACUUAUGGUGCUUCAUCCACUACCUCUCAUGGCUCUGCUCUACAAGAAUCAGAUAAAGAAGCUCUGGAUACACCAUCUGCCGAUAAUUUUGGAACUGAAUUUCAACAACCAUGUAGGUCAUUGCCAAACUAUGGGGAUCAAAGCCCAGAAGAAAACAUUAGGUUAAGUAGAAGUAGUGUAAGUGAAAACUGUUCAUCACCAAAUGAUCAGUUUGAUGAUUAUAGACCAGUAUUUGAGGAAGUAGAAGAUGGAGAAGGAUCAGUGCGGCCUAGUUUUCAAGAUCAUGGUGAUUCAUUUUAUAACAAUAAUCGUGACCAAGCAGAGUACACUGGUUAUUCAGAAAGUGCAAAACGAAUGAUGAAAAGUAUGGGAUUUAAACAUGGCAAAGGUUUAGGUAAAUUUGAACAUGGUCGAACACAGCCAGUUGAAGCGUCUACACAAAAGGGACGGAGGGGUUUAGGCGCUAAGCCAUCAGUUGUAGGAGAAUUACCACAAGAUUUCAAAGCUUCUACUGAAGAUGAAAAACCUGAAGCAAAAGAGGAAGUACUAUGGCUCAACCCUGCCCCUAAUGAACCUCUUACUGGAGAUGUUUUGGAAAAAUGGUUGAAAAUAGGACCUAAGAAAUUGACAAUUGAUGAUGAAACAGAAUUUGUAGAUCCAGCUAUUUUGAAAGGAGUGCUGAAUGCUAAGACAAUAUUUGAUAGUUUGGACGAUGAAGAUCUAAGAAAUGCUCGCUUUCGAAGCAAUCCUUAUGAAACUAUUGGGGCUGUGAUAUUUUUAAAUAGAGCUGCAGUUAAAAUGGCCAACAUUGACGCAAUUUUUGACUUUAAUUUUACUAGUCCUAAGAAACAAACUGGUGAAGAUGCUGUAGAUUCAAACGAAAUUCUUUAUUUUGCCGACGUAUGUGCUGGCCCUGGUGGUUUUUCCGAGUAUGUUUUGUAUCGGAAAGGAUGGCGUGCUAAAGGCUUUGGAUUUACAUUGAAAAGUUCGAAUGACUUCAAACUAUGUGACUUCCAUGCUGGAUCACCUGAGACUUUUAACCCUUAUUAUGGUAUAAAUGAGGAUGGAAAUAUAUUCGAUCCUGCCAAUUUAACGUCUUUAAAAGAACAUGUGCUGAAACAAACUGAUGAUCUUGGUGUGCACUUUCUAAUGGCUGAUGGUGGUUUCUCAGUGGAAGGUCAAGAAAACAUCCAAGAAAUUCUUUCAAAGCAGCUGUACCUUUGCCAAUGUCUGGCAGCACUAAUGCUCGUGAGACCUGGCGGACAUUUCGUCGUGAAACUGUUUGAUGUAUUUACCGUGUUCAGCGUCAGUCUCAUAUAUAUAAUGUAUAGAUGUUUUGAUAAAGUUUGUAUCCAUAAGCCGGUGACGUCAAGACCAGCUAAUUCAGAGAGAUAUCUCGUCUGCUUGUGGAAAAGAUUUAAUACAGAGCCGGCCGAACAACAUUUAGCUUCAGUCAAUUGCAUGUUGUGGAAGGGCGCCGAGCGAGGAGAUGUCACACAACUUGUACCUUUGGAUGUAAUCAAAGAAGAUAGUAACUUUUUCGAAUACAUUUACAGGAGUAAUUGUUUGCUAGGUAAAAAGCAAAUUCAAAAUUUAUUGAAGAUUGCAAGAUACAGUAAAGACAGGAACUUAAAGGAGUUACAUCAAGCUGAAAUGAAAGAACAAUGUUUAGCAUUGUGGAAAUUACCUGAUUCUGUUCGGACCCAACCUGAAAGACUGAGCCCUGAUGAUACAUUGUCAGCUAUCUUAGGCAGAAUGAAAAAACCACCUAUUGAUUCUCAAAACUUGUUUUCUUUUAAAUCUAAUGUUUUAAAUAAACCACCUGAGUAUUUGGAAAAAAGUUCGAGUUUAAAAAGCCUUUUUGACAAUAUUUAUGAUUGGCAUCUUAUGUUCUUAAGUAGUGGCAAAAACAGUCCAGAUUUGAGAGUUUUCAUAGGUUGUGGAGGCAAAAAAGUAUUUCAAUUGGAAACAAAUGGAUGGAGAACAGUUGUAGACUUGCAUAUUACAUUACCUGCUAAAACAUUGAUAUAUGGGGAGAUUGUGAAAGAAUACAUUGGACAAGGGACUAAUCAGCGUUACAGCAAGGCUUUACACAUUAUAGAUACUUUAAUGCUUGGGGGUAUUGAUAUAUCUGAUUAUUCGUUAAGUGACAGAAUAAAUCAAUGCAAUGUGUUUUGUAAAGCACUCAACAAACCAUUUGAUAGUCAAGCUCUUCCGCUAAGGUGUAAAAGGCUAUACAAUAUGGAAGAAUUUGAUUCAGCCAUUAGUAAUUUAGAAUACCGUGCUAUGAAACGCGUGAAGAAAGCUGUUACUGUUGAGGCACCUGAUAGAAAUAGAAGUGGGCUGUUCUAUGUUGUUGGAUCGGUACUGUUCAUUAAACAGAUAAAAGCGCCAUGGAUUGCACAAAUUUCAAAAAGCAGUGGACACAAAUAUUACUUUAGCGUUGGAAGGGAUGGUAAAGUGCAUAGUUUAUAUCAUAUUCCGUCAGAGGCUAGGAUGGAUAUGAUAAGUGCUUUCACAAAGCGCGUCUUGUGGCCAUGGGAGCCAUCGGCGAGCGCCAUAUUCGAUGGACAUCAAGGAAUGCAAGAUACGCCAUCUUGCGCACACGUCGAACAAUAUAUAUCUAGUAUAAAAUGUAAGCAGAAAACAGUUCACUAA
Messenger RNA from Arctia plantaginis, 2736 nucleotides. The record is from the annotation of a GenBank genome assembly. NCBI's taxonomy places the organism in Eukaryota, Metazoa, Arthropoda, Insecta, Lepidoptera, Erebidae.